Molecule: messenger RNA, 1746 nt
Organism: Closterium sp. NIES-65
Lineage: Eukaryota; Viridiplantae; Streptophyta; Zygnematophyceae; Desmidiales; Closteriaceae
Source: the annotation of a GenBank genome assembly
AUGUUAUCAUGGAUCCGGAUACCAGCUUCCUGCUCUUGGACCGUCGAAUCGACUCAAAAGUCAUCCGCCUCGUGCAACGACACCACAUGCACCAACUCCUUCCUCCUUCCCUCCUUCCUCCCUUCCCUCCUUCCUCCCUUCCCUCCUUCCUCCCUUCCCUCCUUAAUCCCUUCCCUCCUUACUGCCUUCCCUCCUGAAUCCCUUCCCUCCUUACUCCCUUCCCUCCUUACUCCCUUCCCUCCUUACUCCCUUCCCUCCUUACUCCCUUCCCUCCUUACUCCCUUCCCUCCUUACUCCCUUCCCUCCUUACUCCCUCCCCUCCUUCCUCCCUUCCAUCGUCCCCUCUCACCUUUGCCCAAAAGUCACAUGCACCACCUCCUUCCCUCCUUACCCUUAGAAAGAGAUCUCUGGGCCUGGUGUGAGCUUUCCCGUUUUGGCCGCGGCUCCGGCUAUGGCUGGUCGGUCCAUUUGGAUUUCGACUACCUCCCCUUCGAUGAUUUCUGUCUCCACUUUGAUCCUCACACCUAUUGCCUUGCGAAAUGCCUGGUGUUGGGGGAAAUAGACAGGGGCAUGAGAGGAGAGGGAGAGGGUGAGGGAGAGGGUGCCGGAGAGGGUGCGGGAGAGGGUGCGGGAGAGGGUGCGGGAGAGGGUGCGGGAGAGGGUGCGGGAGAGGGUGCGGGAGAGGGUGCGGGAGAGGGUGCGGGAGAGGGUGCGGGAGAGGGGUGCGAGGGGGAGAGGGUGCGGGAGAGGGUGCGGGAGAGGGUGCGGGAGAGGGUGCGGGAGAGGGUGCGGGAGAGGGUGCGGGAGAGGGUGCGGGAGAGGGUGCGGGAGAGGGUGCGGGAGAGGGUGCGGGAGAGGGUGCGGGAGAGGGUGCGGGAGAGGGUGCGGGAGAGGGUGCGGGAGAGGGUGCGGGAGAGGGUGCGGGAGAGGUCCCGCACCAGCAUCAUGGCUGCUCUCUCCUCCGCCACCGCGGCUUCCGCCGCUUCCGCGUUCGUCGGCUCGAGCGCGGAGCUCGCGGCGAAGGUCCGCAACGUGGAGUGUCGCGUCACGAUGCGCAAGACCGUCAGCAAGGCCGCUGACAACCUGAGCCAGUGGUACGGCCCGGAUCGCAGCCUCUUCCUCGGCCCGUUUAGCUCACCUCCCGCGUACCUGAAGGGCGAGUUUCCCGGAGAUUACGGGUGGGACACUGCGGGAUUAUCAGCGGAUCCCGAGACCUUUGCGAAGAAUCGCGAGCUGGAGGUGAUUCACUCGCGCUGGGCCAUGCUCGGCGCGCUUGGCAUCGUCUUCCCCGAGCUGCUGGCACGCAACGGCGUGCCGCUGCAAGAGGCGGUGUGGUUCAAGGCGGGCGCGCAGAUAUUCUCCGAGGGCGGGCUCGACUACCUGGGCAACCCCGCGCUCAUCCACGCACAGAGCAUCCUCGCCACGCUCGCCGUCCAGGUGGUGCUGCUGGGCGCGGUGGAGAGCUACCGCGUGGGUGGGCUCGAGGGAUUUCAGGAAGUUGAAGAUCCGAUCUACCCGGGCGGCGCGUUCGACCCGCUGGGCUUGGCUGACGAUCCCGACGCGGCGGCGGAGCUGAAGGUGAAGGAGCUCAAGAACGGGCGCCUCGCGCAGGUGUCGGCGCUGGGAUUUUUCGUGCAGGCCAUCGUGACGGGCAAGGGGCCCCUCGAGAACCUCGCGGACCACCUCGCGGAUCCGACGGCGAACAACGCGUGGGCCUACGCGCAGAACUUCGUCCCCGGGGCUUAG